ACGUACGAAUGACAGAGACACCGUUCAGCUGAUCACAGCUCUUCAGCUCGGCCCUGAAAUGAAACAGGAGUACCAGGAUCUCGUCCUGCAGGCGUGUGGUGCUUCAUCUCUGCGUGUCGGUGCAAAGAUCCAGACUCUGUGGAGCGGCUACGGGGAGAUAGUCAGGCUGCACCUGGAGGGCUGCGACCGGCCCUCUGUGGUCGUCAAACAUGUCAAAUUUCCGGAGGAGGCCGAGCACCCCGGCGGCUGGAACACAGAUCGAUCCCACAGACGUAAAGUGAGAUCCUACCAGGUGGAGACGCACUGGUACCAGAACUAUUCCACCAAUCAGAGCUGUCGGAUCCCUGCCUGUCUGGCUGCCUGUUCCCAUGGAGACGAGAUGCUGAUUGUCCUGGAGGAUCUGGAUGUGGUUGGUUACGAUCAGAGAAGGACCAGUGUGAAGGACCGAGAAAUAAAGGCCUGCCUCAGCUGGCUUGCCCACUUCCACGCUCUCUUCCUGGGCGUGGCGCCAGAGGGCCUGUGGCCCGUCGGUACCUACUGGCACCUGGAGACCCGUCCAGACGAGCUGGAGGCCAUGGACGACGCCAAUCUCAAAGCGGCCGCUGGCAACAUUGACAGGAUACUCAACGAAUGUCGCUUCAAGACCGUCGUUCACGGAGACGCCAAGUUGGCCAACUUCUGUUUUUCCCAGAGUGGACAGGAUGUGGCAGCUGUGGACUUCCAGUAUGUGGGCGGGGGAUGUGGGAUGAAAGAUGUUGUGUAUUUUUUAGGAAGCUGCAUGGAGGAGAGGGAGUGUGAAAAGAGAGUACCGGGCCUGCUGGACUUCUACUUCACAGAAUUAAAGCGAUCUGUGAAGAAGGAUGUGGACUUUGCUGCUUUGGAGGAAGAGUGGAGGGAGAUGUUCGCAUUCGCUUGGACUGAUUUUCAUCGUUUUCUCCUGGGGUGGAUGCCCGGACACUGGAAGAUCAACCGCUACAGUAAACAGCUGACCAAGGAGGUUCUGAACAAACUGAGACUGUAAGCUGGAGCACGGUUUCACAAACACUGAAGCAUGUUUAUCAAGCACUUCUGGAUUAAUAAAGGUUUUUCUGAAAGUUCACACAAA
Molecule: messenger RNA, 1105 nt
Organism: Larimichthys crocea (large yellow croaker)
Lineage: Eukaryota; Metazoa; Chordata; Actinopteri; Sciaenidae
Gene: pkdc
Product: protein kinase-like domain containing
Exons: 3
Coding region: 59-1021 (320 amino acids)
Source: RefSeq, a predicted model, not a curated record